Thermothelomyces thermophilus ATCC 42464 is the source of this 2197-nucleotide messenger RNA. RefSeq lists its product as uncharacterized. Gene Ontology annotation, cellular component: nucleolus. The transcript is spliced from 4 exons. Gene Ontology annotation, molecular function: nucleic acid binding; RNA helicase activity; ATP binding. Bases 70 to 1839 code for a protein of 589 amino acids. Gene Ontology annotation, biological process: maturation of LSU-rRNA from tricistronic rRNA transcript (SSU-rRNA, 5.8S rRNA, LSU-rRNA). The record is from RefSeq and is a predicted model, not a curated record. Lineage: Eukaryota; Fungi; Ascomycota; Sordariomycetes; Sordariales; Chaetomiaceae.
AAAAAAUCGCGGAGCAAUGUACGCCACACGGCCGACUCAACAAGCUGACUGUGCUGCACAAUCUUCAAGAUGGCUUCCGAUCUCAGCAAAAAGAGAAAGCUCAAGGACGGCACCGGCACAAAGUCCGAGCUGACUGCCGCUGCGCCCUCUAAAGCGAAAAAAUUGAAAAGAGACCCGACGCCAGAAGAGAGCAACAGCGACAGCGACAGCGCCAGCAACAACGACCGCGGGGUUGACGAUCAGGACUCCGAGUCGGAAGGCGCAAGCUCUAAGGAGUCCGAGUCGGGUGACGAGAAGGCAGAGCGGGAUGCGGAUAACACGAAAGAGGAGCAGGAUGGGUCAGCUGAUUUGGAUGAUGACAUUGUCAAGGGAAACGGUCCGUUGCUUGGUCACUCCGCGUCGACGGACGCCCAGUCAUUCUCCGAACUCAACCUUUCCGAGAAGACUAUGAAGGCAAUCGACGAGAUGGGAUUUACAAAGAUGACUGAGAUCCAGCGACGAGGCAUUCCUCCCCUUCUUGCGGGAAAGGACGUUCUCGGGGCAGCCAAAACAGGCUCCGGAAAGACCCUCGCCUUCCUCAUUCCGGCUGUUGAGAUGCUCAGUGCCCUCCGUUUCAAGCCCAGGAAUGGCACCGGAGCCAUCGUCGUCACGCCCACACGCGAGCUGGCGCUACAGAUCUUUGGCGUUGCGCGGGAGUUGAUGAAGCACCACACCCAAACAUACGGAGUGGUCAUUGGGGGUGCCAAUCGUAGAGCAGAGGCGGAUAAGCUGGGUAAGGGAGUCAAUCUCUUGAUUGCCACUCCUGGCCGCUUGCUGGAUCACCUCCAGAAUACCCCAUUUGUCUUCAAGAACCUUAGGUCACUUAUUAUCGACGAGGCCGACCGCAUCCUGGAAAUUGGUUUCGAGGAUGAGAUGCGCCAAAUCGUCAAGAUCCUCCCCAAAGAAGACCGCCAAACGAUGCUUUUCUCAGCCACACAGACAACGAAGGUUGAGGACCUCGCGAGAAUUUCGCUCCGACCCGGGCCGCUCUAUAUCAAUGUCGACGAAGAAAAGAAGUACAGCACGGUCGAGGGGCUCGAGCAGGGAUACGUCGUCGUAGAAGCCGACAAGCGCUUCCUUUUGCUCUUCUCCUUCCUCAAGAAGAUGGCCAAGAAGAAGAUCAUUGUGUUCUUCUCGUCCUGCAAUUCGGUCAAGUACUAUAGCGAACUUCUUCAGUACGUUGACUUGCAGGUUCUUGACCUUCACGGAAAGCAGAAGCAGCAAAAGCGGACCAAUACCUUCUUCGAGUUCUGCAAUGCAAAGCAGGGUACGCUGAUCUGCACCGACGUUGCCGCUCGCGGCCUCGACAUCCCCCAGGUUGACUGGAUCGUCCAAUUUGAUCCUCCGGAUGACCCUCGCGACUACAUCCACCGCGUCGGCCGGACCGCCAGAGGUAACAAUUCCAAGGGGCGGUCGUUGCUGUUCCUUCAGCCUUGUGAGCUCGGCUUCCUCGCCCACCUUAAAGCUGCCAAAGUUCCCGUCGUCGAGUACGACUUCCCCAAGAACAAGAUUCUCAAUGUUCAGUCCCAGCUAGAGAAGCUCAUUUCGAGCAACUACUAUCUCAACCAGAGCGCCAAGGAUGGCUACAGGUCUUACAUCCACGCGUAUGCCUCCCACAGCCUCCGAAGCGUCUUUGAUGUCCACAAGCUUGACCUGGUGAAAGUGGCCAAGAGUUUCGGUUUCUCCACCCCACCUAGAGUUGACAUCACCCUGGCCGCAGGGUUGAGCCGAGAUAAGAAACCUCAGGCCAGGAGGGCUUACGGUAGCCAACCCCGCCAGGGCGGUCGUUUCCGCAAGUGAAUCGCGGCGUAACGGGUGACUUAAAGUAGCGUGGUGGUGAAUGGACGGCAUGAUCAUUGGUUUUCUCACGCGUUCGCCACGGAGUUGAGGCGUCAAAAGAAAGGAUGGAUCUGCAUACCCUAGGAGCGGCUACAUUAGAUAUGUCGAUGUCUCCGACCCGUCUGAAUCGUCAUUACCGCUCAAAGGAUAUUCCAGGCCAUUUUCUAAGAAGGUAGCAUUCAUACAGGAAGUACGUUGAUGAGAAUCGAGGUUUGUGCUGCCUAAUUCGCGCUUGAGAACCAACUUUGAUCCUGCGCAUCGCAUCGCUUCCGAGAGCUUAUCGUUUCUCAGGGUCCUCGCUCUGAUCAUCAAGAAAUAU